UCACAAGUCUCCCUGCCAAGACCGGUCUGGGCAACAACCUGCGCCGUCACCAUCGUCACCACCACCACCAUCAUCAUCGAUAUCCAUCUUCAUUCGCAGCACAACACACCCUCGCUGGCAUCUAUUCGGCUUCAAUUCAAGAUGGGGGACAGCAACAACAAGCAGCACAAAUACAGGCAGGAGAUCCAGCAGAUGAUGUACGUCUCUGGGGAGACCGGUGAGCCAUCUGUCGAGACCACAGCCAUGAUCGAAGAGAUCGUCCGGCAGCAAGUCGUCGAGAUGCUGCGAAGCUGUACUGAACUGGCCGCACGCCGUGGUUCCCGCUCUAUCGCCAUAAACGACCUGAUAUUUCAGAUCCGCGAUGACGCGCCCAAGGUCUCGCGUCUCCGGACAUUCCUGUCGUGGAAGGAUGUCCGCAAGAGCGCCAAGGACUCGGAUGACAAAGGCGGCGACGCCGACAUCGGGGUCGCAGACGAUCCCGCCGGCGGUGUCAUGCCUGGCGGCCCCGCCGUAGAGGAGGCCGCUAAGAAAAACAAGAAGGCCAAGGUCAAGCUUCCGUGGGAACCGUCGUCGUACUACAGCCAGGAGGUCCCCGAACGCGACGACGAGGAGGACGAGGAGGAAGAGGAGAUGAACUACAUCACUCUCCAGCGGCUUCAGAAGGCCGACGAGCGCACCAAGGCCAUGACGAAGGAGGAAUACGUCACCUGGUCGGAAUACCGGCAAGCCUCUUUCACCUACCGCAAGGGAAAGCGAUUCAGGGAGUGGGCCGGCUUCGGCAUCGUCACGGAUAGCAAGCCGUCGGACGACAUCGUCGACAUCCUCGGGUUCCUGACCUUCGAGAUGGUCCAGACGCUCACGGAGGAGGCUCUCAAGAUUAAGGAACAGGAGGACCUCUGCAAGGAGCGGAGCGGGGUAGAGAACUCGGGCACGAAGAAGCGAAAACUCGCCCAGGGUCUAUUCGACCCCCCGAACGAGGGUAAGACGCCGGUCGAGUCCCGCCACAUCCAGGAAGCUUUCCGAAGGCUCCAGUCUCGGCCCAAGAAGUAUAGGGCCAUGCUGAACGGCACAACCCUCCAGCAGAGGACCAAUCUUAAGCUAUUCUAGCGACUCAUCGACGUAAUAUGCGAUAAGAAUAAUCACGGAGUACUCCUUACCGUCGGUUCGCGGUCGGCGCCCGAAUUCCUUUUCGCCGCGAUGGACACGGAAGAUAGACCUUGCCGGCUUGGAUUUCUAUGCGAUAUACCCAGAUUUAAGCGA
Messenger RNA from Durotheca rogersii, 1260 nucleotides. Its product is annotated as TFIID-18kDa-domain-containing protein. The transcript has a single exon. Gene Ontology annotation, biological process: transcription by RNA polymerase II. NCBI's taxonomy places the organism in Eukaryota, Fungi, Ascomycota, Sordariomycetes, Xylariales, Xylariaceae. Gene Ontology annotation, cellular component: SAGA complex. Gene Ontology annotation, molecular function: transcription coregulator activity; protein heterodimerization activity. The record is from RefSeq and is a predicted model, not a curated record. The coding region runs from base 142 to 1107 and encodes 321 amino acids.